AUGAUACAAUCAAAAAUGAUAGAAAAAGAAGAUGAACUUGUGUGUUCAAUGAAUCAUAAACUUCCAAUUUCAAUGGUUGUUUUUGAUAAAAGUUUAGAGAAUAAAAAAAAACUUUUAUGCAAUGAAUGUAUAGAUAAUUUAGAAUCUAAACUAAAUAAUUCUAUAAGUUUUAAAAAAGUUGCUUUAUUAAUUGAAGAAAAUCAAAAGAAGAAGUUAGAAUUAGUGGAAUAUUUUAUCAUGACAAAUAGAUAAUAGAUUGAAGAAAUUUAGAAGAAAUUACAUGAAUUGAAAUCAUGCCUCAUCUAGUAAUUAGAUUAGCUUAUUGGGAACACAGAAGAAUGGAUCAAAUGUUUAUACUAAAUUGGAUAAUAGAAUGCCACUUACAGUUUCUAUGAAGAAUUGGAUAGACUUAUUAAUUAAACUAAAAUUUCAGAACUUUAUUAUCAACCUUUAGUUAAUUAAAUCACUUUAAUUAAUCACUCCUGGAAUGAAAAGAUAAUAAAGAAAUUGAAUUAAUUUAAAUAAUUUGAAUUGGUUUAGAAGUGUGAACAAUUAUUAAUAAAUUUAAAUAAUAUUAAUUAAGAAUAGAACUUAAUGAUGUAAACUAAUCUUUUUCAAGGUUAUUAACAUAUUGAUAAUUUGAUAAUAAAUUAUAGUAAUGUUCAAUUUAAGUUAAUUGAUGAUUUCAAUGAAUAGAUUAGUUUAAGUUAUUAAAUAGUAUUUAAUAAAUUUGGAACAAUUAUGAUAUCGAUUGAUAGUUUUGAUAUUAAAGUUUGGGAUUUUAAUUAAGGAAGGUUAAAAUUAUAAAAUCGGAUUUAGGUACACCAAUCUUCAGUUAAAUGUUUAGUAUAUAGCAAAAAGGUGAAUUGUUUUAUAUCUGGUUCUGAUGACAAAUCAAUCAUAUGUUGGAAAUAGAUUAAUAACAAUGAAUGGAUGAGAUCAUAACUAUAUAAAUAUCAUACUGAUUGGGUUUUAUGUUUAAUUCUAAAUAAACAAGAAGACCAACUUAUUUCAGGCGGUAGAGAUAAUUCAAUAAAAGUCUGGAAUGUAGAUUUUAUAUAGAAUGAGCUUAGAUAUCUUUAUUCUUUAGAUAAUACUUGGCCUGUAUUUUCAUUAAGUUUUAAUUAAUCUGAGACUUUUUUAGCAUCCUGUGCAGAAAAACAUUUUUUAAUAUGGAAAAAAGGAGUCAAAGAUAAAUGGAAAUUAAAAUGUAAAUAAUAGAUUAGUAAGGGAUACUAAAUCUAAUUUAUCAAUGAUCAAUAAUUUCUUUGGGUGACAAAAGAUUAAAAUAUUGAUUAAAUAAUGAUAUUUGAAUUGUAGGGUCAAGUCUUCAAAGAAAAGUAAGACAAAGUGAUUUAAUUAAAUUCAAAUCAUCUAUGUGAGGAUUAUUGGAUUAAUUUCCCUGUAGUAUAUAAUCAAGAUAAAAAUUUGCUAUUGGUUAGACAUAAACAUCAUAUUUAUCUUUUUAACAAAUUAAAUGAAGACAACUUUAAAAUUAUAGGAUCAUUAAAUUGUGAUCAUCGCAAUAUCUAUGGAACAAUGACUGAUAAUGCAUAGUAUUUAGUAUUUUGGGAUGGAAAAUAACAGAAAUAUCAUUCUUAUGAGUUAAUAUAUAGAUGA
Paramecium pentaurelia is the source of this 1620-nucleotide messenger RNA. NCBI's taxonomy places the organism in Eukaryota, Ciliophora, Oligohymenophorea, Peniculida, Parameciidae. The record is from the annotation of a GenBank genome assembly.